GUUGAUUAAUCAGUUCAAAGCAUUGGUCCGAACAUUAAAGAAAUUAUUUUUAUUAUUUUUCUUUUGAAAAAUCUUCAUCUACAAUAAUGGGACCAAAGAAAGCAAAAGGAAAAUCUACUGAAUCAGUGGAUGGAGUAGAUACUUCGAAAAUGAGCAGAGAACAAUUAGAAGUAUAUUCUCAUAAAAUAUUAGAAGAAAUGGAACGUGAAAGAGAAGAAAGGAAUUUUUUUCAAUUAGAACGAGAUAAGUUAAGGACUUUUUGGGAAAUUACUAGAAAUCAAUUAGAUGAAGCUCGAGCUACAAUAAGGAAUAAAGAGCGAGAAAAAGAAGAAUUAGCAGAAAAACAUGAAGCGGAAUUAAAAUUAUACAAACAAAAAGUAAAACAUUUAAUGUAUGAACAUCAUACAAAUCUGUCAGAAUCUAAAGCUGAACAUAUGGUAGCGUUAAAAUUAGCGCAAGAUGAUCAUAAUGAGCAGCAAAAUGAAUUAAUUAGGGAUAAAAAAGACUUAAGAAAAGUACAUAAAGAACAAGAACUAUCUCACAUUAAUGAAAUUCGAGCUUUAAAAUUGAAAAAUGCAGAAGAAAUGAGUAACUUAAUUAAAAAGUUUGAAGCUGAGGCAAUGGAAAUGGAGCAAAAAUAUGAGCAAAAGUUAAUGAGUCAAUAUGAGUCUCUUAAUUUGAAGCAUCGGAUGGAAAUUGCAGAAGUUGAGGAAAGAAAAAACAUGCAAAUUGCAAAUUUAAUUAAAAACCAUGAAAAAGCAUUUAUGGAUAUUAAGACUUAUUACAAUGAAAUUACGACGAAUAAUUUAGCUCUUAUUGAAAGUUUGAAGGAACAAAUGGAGGUAAUGAAAAAUAAUGAAGAAAGAAUGAAAAAACAAGUAAAAGAAUUAACAGUAGAAAAUAAAAAAAUAGUCGGAGAAAUAAAAACUAUAGAAGAACAAGCUUCUGAAAUGAGUAGACAAUUGUCGAAUUACGAGAAAGAUAAGCUUUGUCUUGCAAACACAAAAAAGAGAUUGUCAGUCAUAUCAAAAGAUUAUGAGAAUCUCAAGUGGGAAAAUGAAGUUUUGGAAUUAAGGUUUGAGAAAUGUGAAGCUGAAAGAGAUGAACUGCACUCCAGAUUCACGUCUUCAAUAUUAGAACUUCAACAAAAGACUGGUUUAAAGAAUGUUUUGUUAGAGAAAAAACUAGAAAAGCUAUCGGAGUUAUUGGAACAGAAAGAAGCUCAAAUUGGAGAAGUUUUAACGGCUGCUCAACUAGAUCCUAGUGAAAUAAACAUUAGUCAGAAAUUUGAGGAUAUCUUAAAUCGGAAAAAUAUUGCAAUUCAAGAUCUUCAACAUGAUUUAGCAAAAGCUUGCAAAGCUCAUGAUGAUUUACUGGCAACUUAUGAAAAUAAAUUGCAAGAAUAUGGAAUUAGGGAAACAGGACUAGGUCAACCGCUUAAACUAUUACGUUUGAGGAAAAAAAGUAGUCUAACAGACAGAAUUUUAACAAAUUUAUAAGCUUUGGAUUUGAAUUAUCAUUUAUUUUACAUUUUAUAUUAAAU
Molecule: messenger RNA, 1543 nt
Organism: Chelonus insularis
Lineage: Eukaryota; Metazoa; Arthropoda; Insecta; Hymenoptera; Braconidae
Gene: Gas8
Product: Growth arrest specific protein 8
Exons: 7
Coding region: 87-1499 (470 amino acids)
Biological process (GO): cell motility
Cellular component (GO): Golgi apparatus; motile cilium; microtubule
Molecular function (GO): microtubule binding; small GTPase binding
Source: RefSeq, a predicted model, not a curated record